UAACGCCUUUCCUUUUCUCUUUCAUUCCCUUUUUUUCCUCUCUCUUUUUAUUAUUUUUCUUCCCUAAACCAUCUCCGUCUCCGCCGCUUUAUCCUCCCUCCAACCCCUUGUCUGAAAAAAACCCAAAGAAAUCUUGGAGAAAUAUCACUGUUCGUAAAGGAAACUCAAAAGGGUUUUAAUCCAAUGCAGACUUUACGGAUUGUUUUCUCAAUGUGAUUCUUUAAGACCCUACAAUUCUGGGUGCCCGUUCUUUCUUUCAAUUUUACGACGGAGCGAGAGAUUUUCUGUUCUUACUUACCCCUUUGUUUGUUUCUUGGCUUCUUGAAAGAUAUUGAAAAAUGAGGGAACCCCAUUUGGGUUUUGGGGUUUUCCUCUUGGUUUUCCCCUUGUUUCUGCAGUUUCCGGGGUUCUCUGUAUUUGCUCAGACGGCCGGCGGUGGCGGUGAUGGGUCAGUGAUGAAUCUCUUGAAGAAUAGCAUUGCAGCUCCGAGUUCUCUUGGAUGGACUGGUUCAGAUUACUGUCAAUGGAAGCAUGUUAAGUGCGAUUCUCAGAACCGAGUUGUUAAAAUCCAAAUUGGGAAUCAAAACCUCAAGGGAUCACUUCCGACGGAACUCUCCAGCCUCUCGGCGUUAGUGCAAUUAGAAGUACAGAGCAAUCAGCUUGGUGGGCCGUUCCCUAAUCUUGCUGAUUCUCUGCAGAUACUUCUAGCGCAUGAUAAUCUUUUUACUUCCAUGCCGGAUGAUUUCUUCGUGAAGAAGUCGACUCUGCAAACGAUUGUUAUCGACAACAAUCCCUUCUCGGCGUGGCAAAUUCCUGAUAACAUUCGAGACGCAUCUGGGUUACAGGAAUUAUCGGCUAAUCGUGUUAAUAUAACCGGUAAAAUCCCUGAAGUUUUCGAUGGUGCAACGUUUCCGACUCUUAGGAACUUGCAUUUAGCGGGUAAUUUUCUUGAAGGUGGAUUACCAGAAAGCCUUGCAGGUUCUUCGAUUCAGUCGCUUUGGUUGAAUGGACAACAGAGUAGCUCUAAGUUAAACGGUUCAAUCGAUAUAUUGCAAAAUAUGACUAAUCUACAGGAGAUUUGGUUGCAUCUGAACCAGUUUUCAGGUCCUUUGCCGGAUUUCUCUAACCUUCAAGGAUUAGUGCACUUGAGUUUGAGGGAUAAUCAGCUUACGGGUAUUGUUCCUUUGUCCUUGGUAAAUUUGAAAUCCCUCAUGGUUGUGAAUUUGACGAAUAAUAUGCUUCAAGGACCAACUCCUGUUUUUAGUCCUAAUGUUAAGUUGGAUAUGAGACCAGCAUCGAACAAAUUUUGCUUGGAUUCUCCAGGUAAACCAUGUGAUCCCCGCGUGAAUGCUUUGUUAUCGGUUGCACAGUCAAUGGGUUUUCCCACCGUCUUUGCUCAAGGCUGGGAAGGGAACAAUCCUUGUGAGAAUUUCAAAGGUGUUGAAUGUACUGGCAACCCUGGAAACAUAACUAUAAUUAACUUCAAGAAUAUGGGUCUUGCGGGAUCUAUUUCUUCUAGCUUUUCUUUGCUUACAUCUGUACAAAAGUUGUUUCUAUCUAACAAUUUUCUAUCUGGCACAAUACCAAACGAACUUGUGACCAUGCCUAGUCUUAUAGAAUUAGAUGUCUCCAAUAACAGGCUUCACGGAAAAAUCCCAGCCUUCAGGAAAAAUGUGAUUGUGCACACUGCGGGGAACCCGGAUAUCGGGAAAGAUACUGCCAGUGCUCCCAUACCAGGUUCUCCCACUGGGAAAUCGCCCUCCGAUGGAUCAGGUGACAUAUCUGAUAAUGGUGUGAAGAAAAGUAAUACUGGAGUGGUGGUUGGUUCAAUAAUUGGUGUUAUUAUUGGUCUCCUUGUUGUUGGGAUUGUGAUUUUCUUUUUGUACAAGAGAAAGAAGAGACAUGGUAGUAGAGUGCAGAGUCCAAAUACAGUGGUGGUACAUCCUAGUCAUUCUGGGGAUCAAAAUUCGGUGAAGAUUACGAUUACGGAGACUAGAGCCGAUGGGAGUGCACCCGAAACCAGCAGAGUUCCUAUUGCUGGACCUAGCGAUGUACAUGUGGUUGAGGCAGGGAACCUGGUUAUCUCGAUUCAAGUUUUAAGGAAUGUGACAAAUAAUUUUAGCCCCGAAAAUAUAUUGGGGAAAGGGGGUUUUGGAACUGUUUACAAGGGAGAAUUACACGAUGGUACAAACAUUGCUGUGAAGAGAAUGGAGUCUGGAGUCAUAGGUGGGAAGGGUUUGAAUGAAUUCAAGGCUGAGAUUGCAGUUCUUACUAAGGUUCGUCAUAGAAAUUUGGUUGCGCUUCUUGGGUAUUGCUUGGAUGGGAAUGAGAGACUUCUCGUUUACGAAUACAUGCCUCAGGGGACGUUUAGUAGGUUUCUAUUUCACUGGAAGGAAGAAGGGAUUAAACCCCUUGAAUGGAAAAGAAGGUUGAUUGUUGUCUUGGAUGUGGCCAGGGGUGUUGAGUAUUUGCAUAGUUUAGCACAUCAAAGUUUUAUCCAUCGUGAUCUUAAACCAUCAAACAUUCUUCUCGGAGAUGAUAUGCGGGCUAAAGUAGCUGACUUUGGGUUGGUUCGUCUUGCUCCUGAAGGGAAAGCAUCAAUUGAAACAAGACUUGCAGGAACAUUUGGUUAUCUUGCCCCUGAAUAUGCAGUUACUGGACGAGUUACGACCAAGGUCGACGUUUAUAGCUUUGGGGUGAUUCUCAUGGAGAUGAUAUCUGGUAGAAAAGCAAUCGAUGAGAGCCAGCCAGAAGAAAGCUUGCACCUUGUAUCAUGGUUCCGCAGAAUGCACAUUAACAAGGACACUUUCUCAAAGGCCAUAGACCCUUCAAUUGACGUUGAUGAGGAGACCUUUAGCAGCAUCAACACAGUUGCAGAUUUGGCUGGCCAUUGCUGUGCAAGGGAGCCAUACCAGCGGCCCGAUAUGAGUCAUGCAGUCAACGUACUUUCAUCUCUAGUCGAUGUCUGGAAGCCUACAGAACCAGACUCUGAAGAGAAUUUGGGAAUUGAUCUUGAGCUUUCAUUACCACAGGCCCUUAGGAAAUGGCAGGCAUUUGAAGGAAAUAGCAAUAUCGACGCGUCGUCCUCUUCGUCAUCAUUCCUUGCCAGUGGAGACAAUACACAAACCAGCAUACCGAACCGGCCAUCUGGUUUUGCAGAUUCAUUUACCUCUGUCGAUGCACGGUGAGCGAUAGAGGAACUCGAGUUUCUGAUUGCUCUUUAGGUGUUCUAUGAUGUUUAUUCUUUAGCCCCUCUAAUCUUUGCUGCUUCUUUUACUUUAAUCCUCAAAGUUAAACCUUGUGUAAGGCCUGUGAUAUUUUCUCUCCCUGUGUUUUUGGAUACUUCUGUCAUCCAUCUAUAAAGUUUUGGAUACUUCUGUCAUCCAUCUAUAAAGUUUUAGAGAAAGAAGUUCCUUAGUCUUUAUUAACACAA
This is a messenger RNA of Benincasa hispida (wax gourd), 3433 nucleotides long. Its product is annotated as receptor protein kinase TMK1-like. Gene Ontology annotation, molecular function: protein binding; protein kinase activity; ATP binding. NCBI's taxonomy places the organism in Eukaryota, Viridiplantae, Streptophyta, Magnoliopsida, Cucurbitales, Cucurbitaceae. The record is from RefSeq and is a predicted model, not a curated record. Gene Ontology annotation, biological process: protein phosphorylation.